CAUCUCUAUGGUGAAGAACGAACUGAUGUGGUUUAAUAGACUACUGAGCCCAGAUUAUCCAGAAUGCGCUGACAGAGAGGAGGAGGAUGAAGGUCAGAUCAGAGUCAGAGAAGGGGUUCUAAAGAUCACACUGACCACCCUGAGGAUGAUGAACCAGACAGACCUUGCUAACAUGCUACAGACCAAACUGAUCUCUGCGUAUCAACAAAAACUCAAAUUCAGACUGAAGCAGAAAUAUCAGAGAAUUAUUGAAGGAAUCUCAAAUCAAGGAAACUCAACACUUCUGAAUGAGAUCUACACAGAACUCUACAUCACAGAGGGAGGGAGUGAAGACAUCAAUGAUGAACAUGAGGUGAGACAGAUUGAUACUGCUUACAGGAGACCAGAGACACAGGAAUCCCCCAUCAAAUGCAAUGACAUCUUUAGUCCUUUACCUGGACGAGAGAAACCCAGAACUGUGCUGACUAAAGGAAUCGCUGGCAUUGGAAAAACAGUCUCUGUGCAGAAGUUCAUUCUGGACUGGGCUGAAGGAAAAGCAAAUCAGGACGUUCACUUCAUAUUUCCACUUUCGUUCAGAGAGCUCAAUUUGGUGAAGCAGAAAAAUAUCAGUCUCAUGGAGCUUCUUCAUCAAUUUUUCACAGAAAUGAAGGAACUGAAAUCAAUAGAUUAUAAUGACUUUAAAAUAAUGAUAAUCUUUGAUGGUCUGGAUGAGUAUCGACUUCCUCUAGAUUUCCAGAAUAAUAACAUUUUAUGGGAUGUAACAGAUUCGGCCUCAGUGGAUGUGCUGCUGACCAACCUCAUCAUGGGUAAUCUGCUUCCUUCUGCUCUCCUUUGGAUCACCUCUCGACCAGCAGCAGCCAAUCAGAUCCCUAUUGAGUGUAUUGACCAGCUCACAGAGAUACGAGGGUUCAAAGACCCUCAGAAGGACAUGUAUUUCACAAAGAGAAUAAAUGAUCACAGUCUGGCCAAUAGGAUCAUCAAACAUGUCAAAUCAUCCAGAAGCUUGCACAUUAUGUGUCACAUCCCAGUCUUCUGCUGGAUUUCAUCCACUGUUCUAAAGAAAAUGUUGGGUGAACCAGAGAGUGCAGAGAUCCCCAGGACUCUCACUCAAAUGUUCACACAUUUCCUGAUCUAUCAGACCAACCUGAAGACCCAGAAGUAUGAAGUAGAUCUUCAUCAAGCUAAAAAGAGUAUUCUUGCACUGGGAAAACUGGCCUUUGAACAACUGGAGAAAGGGAAGCUGAUCUUCUAUGAGGAUGACCUGAGUGAGUGUGACAUUAGUAUCAGAGAAGCAUCAGUGUACUCAGGAGUUUGUACCCAAAUCUUCAGAGAGGAGUUUGGACUGUGUCUGGGGAAGGUGUUCAGCUUUGUGCAUCUCAGCGUUCAGGAGUUUCUUGCUGCUUUAUUCAAGUUUCUAGUGUUUGAUCAAGACACAGAAAAUGAGACAACAAUGACUGAUUUACUGAAGACUGAGGUGGACAAGGCCUUACAAAGUGAAAACGGACACCUGGAUCUUUUCCUGAGAUUCCUUCUGGGUCUCUCUCUGGAGUCCAAUCAGAUUCUCUUACAAGGUUUACUGAAACAGACAGGAAACAGUUCUUACAGCAAACAGGAAAUAGUUGAUUACAUUAAGAUGAAGAUCAGGGAGAAUCCCUCUCCAGAGAAAUCCAUCAAUCUGUUCCACUGUCUGAAUGAACUAAAUGAUCAUUCUCUAGUGCAGGAAGUCCAAACAUACCUGCGCAAAACAGGAUUCAGUCGUCUCUCCGGAGUUAAACUAUCUUCUGCACAUUGGUCAGCUCUGGUUUUUGUGUUGUUGAACUCAAAGGAGGAGCUGGAUGAGUUUAAACUUAGCAAAUAUCAUAGAUCAGAGCAAUGUUUUCUGAGGCUGCUGCCAGUGAUCAAAGCAUCUAGAAAAGCUGAUCUGAGUGAGUGUAAUCUCACAGGUAAAAUAUGUUCAUCACUGGCCUCAGCUCUCAGCACAAACUCCUCCAGUCUGAUAGAACUGAACCUGAGUCUCAAUAAGCUGCUGGAUUCAGGAGUGAAGCUGCUUUCUGUUGGACUGGAGAAUCCUCACUGUAAACUGGAGACAUUAAAGCUGGAACACUGCAGUAUUGGAGAGGAAGGUUGUGCUGCUUUGAUUUCAGCUCUGAGAUCAAACCCCUCACACCUGAGAGAACUGAAUCUGACUUGGAAUAAACUUGGAGCCUCGGGAGUGAAGCUUCUCUCUGGUCUACUGAAAAAUCCUCACUGUAAACUGAAGAAACUAAUACUUUUGAACUCCAAUAUUACAGGCGAAGGUUGCACUGCUCUGGCUUCAGCUCUAAUAUCAAACCCCACACACCUGAGAGAACUGAAUCUGAACUGUACUAAUCCUGGAGACUCAGGAGUGAAGCAGCUCUCUGACCUACUGAAGCAUCCACAUUGUAAACUGGAGAAACUUGACCUUUUUAACUGCAGUAUUAAAGAGGAAGGUUGUGCUGCUCUGGCUUCAGCACUGAGAUCAAACCCCUCACACCUGAGAGAAUUGAAUCUGGGUGGGAAUAUACCAGGAGACUUAGGAGUGAAGCUGCUCUCUGAUCUACUAAAGGAUCCUCAAUGCAAACUGGAGAAACUUGAGCUGUGUAACUGCAGAAUAGGAGAGGAAGGUUGUGCUGCUCUUAUUUUAGCUCUGAGAUCAAAUCCCUCACACCUGAGAGAUCUCAAUCUGAAAUGGAAUAAUCUAGGAGACCCAGGAGUGAAGCUGCUCUCUGAUCUAAAGGAUGAUCUACAUUGUAAACUGGAGACACUACAUUUGUGAGGACUCAAGAAUAGAACAAUCCAGGGUAUGAAAAAUCUCUUAAGCUGCUGGAGUACAGCUACGAGGAAGGAAAAAAACAGCAACCAGCUGUAAAUCAGAUGCUUUUAGAGUGCAUUGAUCCAUCUGAGCAUCCUAAAAGACACCUGUGUAUAUUAGGUGACAGUGGCCUUUGA
Megalobrama amblycephala (Wuchang bream) is the source of this 2970-nucleotide messenger RNA. RefSeq names its product NACHT, LRR and PYD domains-containing protein 12-like. The record is from RefSeq and is a predicted model, not a curated record. NCBI's taxonomy places the organism in Eukaryota, Metazoa, Chordata, Actinopteri, Cypriniformes, Xenocyprididae. Gene Ontology annotation, molecular function: protein binding. The coding region runs from base 8 to 2797 and encodes 929 amino acids. The transcript has 8 exons.